Molecule: messenger RNA, 1107 nt
Organism: Naegleria fowleri
Lineage: Eukaryota; Heterolobosea; Eutetramitea; Acrasida; Naegleriidae
Exons: 1
Coding region: 1-1107 (368 amino acids)
Source: RefSeq, a predicted model, not a curated record
AUGAGUGCUUCUUCCAUCGUGCAACAAAUUGAACAAUUUCUUCUCGAGUACUCAUCCCGAUCAGUGCAAGAGAAUAAUCAUCCUAAAAUUGAAUUGUUGGGAGCUGCUCGUUUAGGCCUAAAUUCAGAGAGUGAACAAUAUGUUUGGAUGGAUUCUAUUCAGAGUGUUCAUGCGAGUGCCAUUCGGAAACAAUGGAAUUGUGUGGUGCUGAAAAUUAAAGCCUUGUUGCCGACAGCGGUGAAUAUUCCUCUUCCGUUUUAUUGGGAAAUUCAUUGUGAGAGAAUUGAGCCGUCGACGGUGAUGACCAGUGAGAAUUAUGGAGAGAGUAUUGACCAUUCCUAUAUAUUAAUUCAAGACUUUGAGGAUGAAAAUUCACAAACUAGUGACAAGAAGAAACGUAAACGUAAAAACAAUGAAGAGGAUGACGAAGUGCAACAGGACAACCAAAACUCUGCCAAAUAUUUCUAUGAAAAUGGAGAGAGUCUAUUCAUUUGUAAUCAAAUCAUACGACCCUUAUUAGGGAUUGUCCAUAUUCAGAGUUCUCAAAUUGAUCAAUUGAAAUCUUUAUGCUUGAAAAAGGAGCAAGAAUUGAUUAGUUAUCGACAAAUGUACAGUAGCAGCUCGGGAUCAAAUGCACAACACUCUUCUUCAGAUAUUUUGGAUGUUUUAGAUAGGAUUUUAAAGCCCUCUAAGACUAGUAAUUUUAAUGAGCUUUGUGACAUUUCGUUUGGUCUCACGACAACGUCACAACAGACAUUAUCUUCUCAACAACAACAACAGAAGUUAAAUGAUGAAGACUCUACAAAUCAUCAUGCAACGACAACAAAUAUACUUCUGCGACAACUCUAUUCACAAUUCAUGAAAUCCUCAAGUUCAGAUAAUUGUACUCGCUCAAAUACAAAUGCAAUAGUCAGCAAGAAAAAGAAGACAAGUGCAGAACCGCUUUCAGCAACGUCUACAUCUUCAAAAAAACAGGUCUCUCUCAAAAUUUUGAUGUUGGUGGUGACCUCCUUCCAGAAGAGGUAUACACAGGCAAUCAAUUGCAAGCUAACGAGUCUCACCAAACCCAACCACAGCAGCAACAAUUGUCACAACCCUCAGUGGUGA